AUGCGUGUGCAGGCAAGUCCCUUCGUAACCCGCAAGCACCAUGUUCCGGAUCCUCGUGAUGGAGAGGGUUAUUGCUGGGUCAGUGUUAUACUCUCACCGGAGGCGAGGAAUGGUACCCAUAGUGAUGCAGAGAUUAUGCUCUUUGUAAUCCAGAAGUGUAAAGCUGGUCAAACCGCCCUGACCCACCAACCACUGCAUGGGCUGGGGGACCAUUGUAUCUCGUUGCCAGUCAAAUGGAACACACCUAGACAGAAUCUGCGCACAGUUCGGGAGCAGGCUGCGGCUCUCGCAUCAUGGUGGUUUGUGCAAAUUCACCAAAAGAGGGUUACCAUUGACCAGGAGAUGACUUUUGAUGACCGUACCACAGGAGGAUUCAAAAACAUGUUGGAUGUGAUCCCGCCCAAGUGGGAAAAGCCCAAGUAUUCAAAUUAA
Messenger RNA from Penicillium concentricum, 432 nucleotides. RefSeq lists its product as uncharacterized. The record is from RefSeq and is a predicted model, not a curated record. The coding region runs from base 1 to 432 and encodes 143 amino acids. NCBI's taxonomy places the organism in Eukaryota, Fungi, Ascomycota, Eurotiomycetes, Eurotiales, Aspergillaceae. The transcript has a single exon.